This is a messenger RNA of Marmota monax (woodchuck), 3579 nucleotides long. RefSeq names its product HORMA domain containing 2 (gene Hormad2). The coding region runs from base 199 to 1230 and encodes 343 amino acids. The transcript is spliced from 14 exons. Lineage: Eukaryota; Metazoa; Chordata; Mammalia; Rodentia; Sciuridae. The record is from RefSeq and is a predicted model, not a curated record.
CUGACCCCGCCCAGGAAGCCUUUGCUGAUUAUUCAUGAGCCUGAGAGGGCUUGUUUGAGCCGUUGAGUGCGGGUGAGAGGGAGGCGUUGACCCGCUAAGGUGUGCACAAUGUCUUUAUUUUCAAGUGGUGCUGAGGAUCGAACCCAGGGCCUCACGCAAGGUUUUAAUUAUUGAAAGAAUCCUGAAACAUUUUUACAAAUGGCUACUGCUCAACUCUCUCAUUCCAUCAGAAUUCACAAGGCAUCUAAGGAAACAGUUUUUCCAUCCCAAAUCACUAAUGAGCAUGAGUCACUGAUAAUGGUGAAGAAACUUUUUGCUACUUCUAUCUCAUGCAUAACAUACCUAAGGGGCCUGUUCCCAGAGAGUUCUUAUGGAGAACGCCAUUUGGAUGAUCUCAGUUUAAAAAUUCUUCGAGAAGACAAAAAAUGUCCUGGGUCACUGCAUAUUAUCAAAUGGAUUCAAGGUUGUUUUGAUGCUUUGGAGAAGAGAUAUCUACAUAUGGCAGUACUUACACUUUACACAAAUCCAAAGGAACCUGAGAAAGUGACUGAGAUAUACCAGUUCAAAUUCAAAUACACAAAAGAAGGAGCCACUAUGGAUUUUGACAGCAGUAGUACAAGCUUUGAAAGUGGAACAAAUAGUAAAGAUAUUAAGAAAGCCAGUGUACUGCUGAUUCGUAAAUUAUAUAUACUGAUGCAGAACCUUGGACCCCUUCCUAAUGAUGUUAUACUUACUAUGAAACUCCAUUACUACAAUUCAGUGACUCCACAUGAUUACCAACCACCUGGUUUUAAAGAAGGGGUGAACUCACACUUCUUGCUGUUUGAUGGGGAACCUGUCAAUUUGCAAGUGGGAUUGGUCUCCACAGGCUUUCAUAGCAUGAAAGUAAAAGUCACUACGGAGGCAGCCAGAGUAUCUGAUUUGGAGAACAAUCUGUUUCAGGAGAAUAAUACUACUGAAAUUGCCCAUCAGGGUCUAGACUGCGAUGAUGAAGAAGAGGAGUACAACAAUCAAGGAGUCAUCCCUCCCCAUCUGUAUCCUCUUGGAGACCAUGAAGAGGAAAAACAGUCUCUGUGGCUUCUCCAACCAGCGAGGGGUCGCGACAAUUGGUGGCCCGUACGGGGAACCGAAUAUUCCUCGAACCCAGGAUCCAGAACUUUCAGCAGUCAGGGUGGUGCACCGAUGUUUUUGAGAGAAGCUGCCGGGGCCGCGGCCGCGGUCUGGGCAUGAGGAUGGCGGUGGGCUCAGUCAAGAUGCAGCCGCCGUGCGAGAACCCGGCCCUGGCCGCAGCGGUGGCGGCGGCGGACAGCGCUCUGCGCCGCAGUCCCAGCGCCCGCGAGCCAGAGCGCGAGCAGCCGCCGGCGUCACUGCGGCCGCGGCUGAAGGACCUGCCUGCACUGCUGCAGAGCGGGCUCACGCUGCGGAGAAAGUGGAGCGCUGCUGGGGGCCGGGACCGGACAGAGCCGGUGUGGGUUCCAGAACGCCUGACAAGAAGAGCCCCGACAAAUAAAUCUGAGGUUAAUAUAACCACUUUGGCCAUUACUUCCCAGGUGUUAAUUCCGUUGUCUCCUUCCAAUCAGACCUCUAAUGCCACUCAUUUUAAGGCUUCUCCUUAUUGCACCCCUGAGUAUGGCUUCCCUCCUAUAUUUACACCUUGUCAAGAUCACUCUUGGGAGAAACAUCAGGUCGCCAAAGGUUUUUCCCUUUCCCCCUCUCUCAAAAGGUACUUGUAUAAUUCUUCCAACAAUAAUUCCUCUAUAGGAGCGGGUUGGUCCUGGUUUCAGUGGUUGAUUUCCAAUGAAAAGGGGGCCACAGCCGAUGUCUCUGCUCUGGCUCAAUUGAGAGGAGUCCAGAGUUGGCUGUUUAAUGUGUCUGGCUCUGUACAGGACACUGCUAAUGGUAGGAGACUUAAAAACAUUUCAUUCAAUUCUCAGGUGUCCAAUGCUACACUACCCUCUGCAGCAGUCUGUCUUCAUUCUCCGUUUCUGUUCCUUUUGACCAAUGAUACCAAUACUACAGAAUCGGAAAUGAUUGACUGUUCUAAUUGUACAUGUGUCUUGUCUGAGUGUUGGAAUGGAUCCUGGAGCACGGCAGUUGUUAUGAAGGUCCCGACUUUCGUCCCGAUUCCGGUUACUGCGGAUCCGGACUCCUUCCCUAUUAUUGAGGUGCUCAGGAGCCGUAGGGAUUUUGGAAUCACAGCAGCUAUUGUAACAGCGGUUGCAGUAUCUGCUGCUGCAGCGGUCGCUGCCGGAGUGGCCAUGGCUAGUCAAGUGCAGACUGUGGCCACGGUUAAUCAGGUCAUCCAACAAACUUCCAGCAUUUUAGAGUCUCAAAGUAAAAUCAAUCAACAUAUUUUAUCAGGAAUUUUGGCCGUUAAUCAAAGGGUGGAUCUCCUCCAAGCUCAGAUUGAGGAAUUGUCAGACCUAGUACAUUUGGGUUGUGUUGAUCAUCGUGCACAUCUAUGUGUAACAUCUCUCAGAUUUAAUGAUUCCAGAAAUACCUCUCAAAUCAUUGGACAGUACCUGGCCGGAAACUGGUCCAUGGAAGCAGAGAAGUUGAUCCAGACCCAACUGACACAAAUUGCCAUGUUGAACAACACUCGUGUGGACCCUGUGACAUUGGGCCAAUUUACGAAUUGGCUGUCUUCUGCCUUUUCUUUCUUUAAGGAAUGGGUGGGAGUAGGCAUUUUUGGAGCGAUGUGUUGUUUUGGGAUUGUCCUUUGUCUGUGGCUUUUCUGUCGCCUAAGAGCUCGCCAUAGCCAAGAAAAGGCUAUGAUCGUCCAGGCUUUUGCAGCCCUAGAGAAUGGUAUCUCUCCACAAGUUUGGCUUGCGCAACUUAAGCAAUAAUUUCCUGGGUUUUGGCCAUUGCACCCCAAGUUAUUUUCACAUUGCACUGGGAUUGACAUGCCCUCUUCUUUAUGCUCUCCCAGUGCUGAAUAGCCUUUGCACUCUGCAGGUCUUCUUACCAUUGCACGCAGAUGGGUUUCAGGACUGGUCUUUCUUCUCGGCUACAGACUCUUUACCUUCCUCUGGGGCUUAGGGAUAGUGUCGCCAACUUAAUUUUUGUCAUUACUACCAGGCUACCUGUGUUAUCCUACUUCUCGCCGUCGUCACGAUGCAGGAUGUGAGGCAAGGCACUGCACUUGAGUGAUCCCUCAACGGACCUCAAGGAAAGCAUGUCCUAUUGCAUGCAGGUUUGACGUCCACGCCCCGCCCUACGAAAAAAGGCGUCGGCUGAUAUGGGACCAGGUCUAGGGAAGGGCCCUCCUUAGGACUGAACCAUACACUGCAGCCACUUCUGCACAGUGGGAUAGGACCUCUACUUUCGCCUGCAUUGUUUUAUAAAAUAGAAGGGGGAACUGUGGUAAGCCAUUCUUAUAGACCAUGGCCGCCAUUAGAAGAUGGCGCCGGCUUCCACUGUGGCCUGUGAUAAACAACUCCUUUUUUGGAGAGUUGGCGCGCAAUCCCUUACCACCCUAUGAGAGAGAUCCACGUGGCAGCUUGGGAUUGGUAUGCGGGAGGCUUUAUUAGGCUGUGCUUGGGCACUCGGCGGGGGGGUCGCUAGAAGAUGAUACUUGAA